AGGAGCAGCACUGUCAGCUUUUCAAGGGUGGGAAACUAGCUCUUUUAAUUGAUUAUGCUGGAAAUGAAAAUAAUUACAGACUAUGUUUAAUUGGUUAGGGAAGGAAUAUGGAAGAGCAGGUGCAUGGUGGCUUUGUUCUGAUCCAACCAUUGUGUCUCUGGUGUUUGAGGAUGGACUUUUCGUACUGAUCCUCAUUUAUGCUAUUAUCAAAGAUAAGUAUUACAGGUACUUUACAGGUACUUUGCUGUGUGUUUGUGAAAUAUAUAGUGGGUGGAUGACAUUCUGGUCAGACUGGCUUGUUGUCAGUCCUAACUUAAAUACUAGUAAUUGGCUUUACCUUUGGGUCUACCUGGUAUGUUUUAAUGGUAUCUGGGUUGUGAUACCAGGACACUGACUGUGCCAGUCUUGGUUAGCACUUAAGAAAAUGCAUCAAGAAAAAUCAAAUAUUAGAAAGAAGAUUAAAUGGAGAUAAUCCCACUUCACUAACCCCAUUAAUCCUGAGAUUUUUAUAAAGUAUUUGUAGGCAGGAUUUUUUCCUUAAGCAGAGAUGGAGUCAACUAUUGGAUGCUCUUUGUUCAUCUUUGCAUUGUGAAUCUUUAUCGCGUGAUGCAUGUAAAGCUUGUAUUUUAAACAGACUCAAAUAACAAGUAUAUAAAUCUCAAAUUAUUACAACAUUGCACAAUAAAAACAAUGUACUUUACAAAUGAA
This is a messenger RNA of Alligator mississippiensis (American alligator), 708 nucleotides long. RefSeq names its product EBP like (gene EBPL). Gene Ontology annotation, molecular function: cholestenol delta-isomerase activity. The record is from RefSeq and is a predicted model, not a curated record. NCBI's taxonomy places the organism in Eukaryota, Metazoa, Chordata, Crocodylia, Alligatoridae. The transcript is spliced from 2 exons. Gene Ontology annotation, biological process: sterol metabolic process. Gene Ontology annotation, cellular component: membrane; endoplasmic reticulum.